CUUUACGAGGGAAAUUGAACACAUCGCGCUACAGCAGCAGCUGGUCGCGAGCGCACCAAAUUACAAUUAAAUAAUCGCAUUUUACAAAUUGACAUUAACACAUUAAAUAGUUCGUCAUUAUUUUGCGUCCAAAAGGCGUCUAAUAGAAUUCACAAUUCAUUUUUAAGGUGACCAAAUAUCACACAUUCGUCUUUUGCCCAAAACAGAAGUUUCUCGGCUUCCGUAGUGCCUGCGGAAACAUGGCUGCUCAGGCCAGCAGGACGUUGCUGUUCUCCGUUAGUCGUUUAAACGUCGUCGGACUCCCGACUUUGUCGAACAGGUUGACAUACGCGGCAGCAUUGCACAUACGUUCGGAUGGAAAUAAAAAUCUCCCUGACAAAGGCGGGAGAGGACCGAUGAUCAGAAGGCCCCGAAGAGAGGCGGGACCACCUAGGACGGAAAAGAUGACUGAGGACCUGGACUGGACGGCGGUAUACCCGGCGGCGGCCCCUUUCAGAGCCAGCGCCGUGCCUCUACCCGUGAGGAUGGGCUACCCUGUGAAAAGAGGGGUCCCCCCAGAGAAGAAGGGCAACCUGGAGCUGAUCAAGAUUCCCAACUUUCUCCACUUGACGCCAGCAGCCAUCAGGAAACACUGUGAAGCUCUCAAACCGUUCUGCACCGCGUGGCCGUCCGCCUUGGACACGGACGGCGAGUGCGAGCGCCACUUCCCCAUCCAGGUGGAGAGCAGCGAUUACGUGUCGGCGGGCCUGUCCGUACGAAACCCCGCCGCUCGCGUCGUUCAUCUCAGAGUGAAGCUUUCCAGUUUGAACCUGGAUGACCACGCCAGGAAAAAAAUGAUCAAACUGGUCGGGGAGCGAUACUGCAAACGCACGGACGUUCUCACCAUCACGACAAACAGCUGCCCGCUGAGACAACAGAAUUACGACUACGCCAUGUACCUGCUGACCGUCCUUUACCACGAGUCCUGGAAAACGGAGGUGUGGGAGUCCGAGAAGACCGUGGCAGACAUGGAGGAGUACUCGUGGGAGGACAGCCCGUCCCAGAAGAACAUCUUGGACACGCUGUCGCGCGAGUCCGACGCCGCUGAGGAAGAACGUGAGCGUCUGUUGGGCAGAAGCGAAGUGCAAGAGUACAAGGACUCGGUCGUCAGACUGAAGAACCAAGGGGGCAGCGAGGACGCCAUGCGGCAGUACAAAGAGGCCGUCAAGAAGGUCCUCAAGAUAUGACCUGCAAGCGACCUUACAAAGGACAUAUACCGUACUAUGACCUCUACUAUACCGAAUUUGUUGUAACAUCGCCAACUGGCUUUCUGCAGAACGUCAGGUGACCAAAUAGGAAAAUGACGUCCUGAGUGCGCAGCGGCGACUACUGGCUGACAACACGAAUUUUGUACCCCAAUUUGCGAUAUCGUUUGCUGUUUUCUGCCCCUCACCUGAACCAUAAGAAAGUCUUUUGUCCGAUUUUCCCAAAUGUGGGAGCUGCUUACACAUAUAUACGAUGUCAUUUCAUUCAAAUAAACAGAGGAAGAGUC
This is a messenger RNA of Syngnathoides biaculeatus (alligator pipefish), 1531 nucleotides long. RefSeq names its product mitochondrial ribosomal protein S35 (gene mrps35). Gene Ontology annotation, molecular function: structural constituent of ribosome. Bases 240 to 1226 code for a protein of 328 amino acids. The transcript is spliced from 8 exons. Gene Ontology annotation, biological process: mitochondrial translation. NCBI's taxonomy places the organism in Eukaryota, Metazoa, Chordata, Actinopteri, Syngnathiformes, Syngnathidae. Gene Ontology annotation, cellular component: mitochondrial small ribosomal subunit. The record is from RefSeq and is a predicted model, not a curated record.